AUAUACAACACACACUAUUGAAAACCUCGUAUGAGUUUCAAAAUUUGAAUAAUUGAUCAAAAGAGAAUAUAACCAAAAAGGUGAAUAUCUAACACCUAGGUCUAUGCCAUGACUCCCAACAUAGGAAAAAAGACCCAAAUUUCAAAAUUACCACCCGUUGAUUAAAAUAUAAAUAUUAUUCUAUUUGACUCUAAUCCAGAAAGGGCAAUAUCGUAAAUACUAAGGCAUUUUGUCAGAUCCAUCGUCACCCCUACAAACUAAUAUAUUUCAAAUUAAAAAAAUUAUCAACAAGAAAAGAAACAUUUCAAAUAAAAAAAGGGGGGGCCUGAAAAUCAAAUUCCUUGCAGUGCUACUACGCACAGUAGCACAGAGUAAAUAACAGAGAAUAAAAUCAGUGUGACCCAGAAACCACAUUUUCUACGCUAAAAUCCUUCGAUAAAUUUCGUAUUAAAAACUGAAUCUUUGCAGUUGAAAUCAGGGUUUGUGAAUUUCCCCCUUUUUUUUUUUUUUUUCCGGAAUGGAAAGUGCAGCGGAGAAGACAGAGAAGAAAGACGGCUCCGAGUCGGUUAGUUACGGCUCAGUUACUGAGUCAAGAGAUAGCUGCGGCAGCACGAGUUCCGACAGCAGAUCGAGCUCCGACAAUUGCUCUGCGGCUCAAUUGGGCUGGCCUGUAAGAAAGGCGGCAAAUGUUUCGAAAAGUAAGCCGCCACAUUUGAAUGUUGAUGUUGAGUCUAAACUGAAGAAGCAGGGUUUGAAAGCUUCAGAAAUGGAUAUGAUGAAAGAGCGAUUUGCCAAAUUGUUACUCGGCGAAGACAUGUCCGGUAGCGGUAAAGGCGUUUGCGCAGCAUUGACUAUUUCGAAUGCAAUCACAAAUCUAUGUGCUACUAUUUUUGGGCAAGUGUGGAGAUUGGAGCCUUUGCCGUGUGAAAAGAAAUCGAAGUGGCAAAGAGAGAUGGAAUGGCUUUUAUGUGUGAGUGACCAUAUUGUCGAAUUUACACCGUCUUGGCAAACGUUUCCCGAUGGAACUAGGCUUGAGGUUAUGACUUGUCGGCCAAGAUGUGAUCUAUUUAUCAAUCUGCCAGCACUUCGCAAACUCGACAAUAUGCUGCUCGAAAUAUUAGAUGGAUUUAAAAAAACAGAGUUUUGGUACGUAGAUCAAGGAGGUAUUGUAGCAGCAGAAACAGAUGGAUCGGUUUCUUUCGAGAAAGCUAUUAAGCGGCAAGAGGAUAAAUGGUGGCUCCCGGUUCCUCGGGUCCCACAUGGCGGUCUUUCCGAAUGCUCGAGAAAACAAUUAUUUCACCAACGUGAAUGCGCGAACCAGAUUCUUAAAGCUGCUACCUCCAUUAACACCAUAGCUCUAGCUGACAUGGAAGUUCCCGAGUCGUACAUGGAAACUCUCCCAAAGAAUGGGAGAGCUUGUCUUGGAGACGUAAUCUACCGUUACAUCACUUCGGAAAAUUUCUCUAGUAAAUGCUUGCUCGAUUGCCUCGAUAUAUCUUCCGAACAUGCAGCUUUGGAGAUAGCCAAUCGGGUCGAAGCUGCAAUAUACGUGUGGCACAGAAGACAACACCCCAAAUCGCCAGCUCGUCCAAAUAGCUCGGUUUCCAAAUCGUCUUGGGAGAUGGUUAGGGGUCUCGUGACGUAUGUGGACAAGAGCGAGUUGCUUGCCGAACGAGCCGAAAGCCUCCUUCUAUCGUUGAAGCAAAGAUUUCCGGGUCUCUCACAAACUACUUUAGAUGCCACCAAAAUACAAUGCAACAAGGAUGUGGGGAAGUCGAUUUUGGAGAGCUACUCGAGGGUGUUGGAGAGUUUGGCCUUCAACAUAGUGGCGCGUAUAGAUGAUCUACUUUACGUGGACGACAUUAAUAAAGAUUCCGAUAAACUCGAUUCAAACAUUUCUCACAAAAAGGCCCCCUCCCCGUAUUCGGUGUCCCUCUCGGGCACUCCAUACAAAACGGCAUACGCGACUCCCAAUUUUUCUCCGGCCCGUCUGGCGAGCCCCGCGAGAGGGGAGCGGACCCCACUUCACAACAAGCACGCACGUCGUGGCUUGGGAGUCAAGCGAGCACUCACGAAUUAUUUUGGUGGACCCACUCUCGAAUGUGUGGUGGGACCGGUUGGGAAUCGAACAAAUGAUGGGACGAGAUCUCAUUUGAGCAUUGAUGUGAAGGAAUCAUCAUCUUGUGAUUCUAGGACACAACAUAUGGACCGGUAGGAGGAUUCUUGUUUUCGAUAGCUGUCCUUUUAGUUUUCUUACAAAAGAAUGUUUACAUAGUGACACAAUCAUAUUUCCAUUGGUUAAUUAGUUGAGUUAUCAA
Messenger RNA from Erythranthe guttata (spotted monkey flower), 2318 nucleotides. Its product is annotated as rop guanine nucleotide exchange factor 7. The record is from RefSeq and is a predicted model, not a curated record. Gene Ontology annotation, molecular function: guanyl-nucleotide exchange factor activity. NCBI's taxonomy places the organism in Eukaryota, Viridiplantae, Streptophyta, Magnoliopsida, Lamiales, Phrymaceae.